Molecule: messenger RNA, 7725 nt
Organism: Coregonus sp. 'balchen'
Lineage: Eukaryota; Metazoa; Chordata; Actinopteri; Salmoniformes; Salmonidae
Source: the annotation of a GenBank genome assembly
AUGUUGGCUUGUGGCACUGUAUUUUUCCCAGGGCUGUUCUUCAUAACCAGGAAACUGCUUAAAUCAGCUUUUAAAAGUUGGAAUGAUGCAGAUGUGGUUGCGGUCAGUGAAAGGUAGGCUUUAUUGCAUGAAUAGUUACGUAUGCAUAACCUAGCUAUUUCUUGUCCUUGAAUGACUUUUAACUAAUAAUUGACAACAUGUAUUUGAGUGAGUGUUUGAACUCCUGAUCAUUCUAUCAGAACCAAUAAAAAAAAAAGUAUUUGUGCAAUUUCAUGGCCUUAUCGUAUCUCAUCUGUUCACAAGGUUGCUGUCCUCUGUCCAUGCCACUCCACUACUAUUGUUGGGUUCAACAUUGCUACUGCCUCCAGUGAUGUGAUGUCUGACAGGUAAAAAUUAAUAUUUGGAUUAUUGCCACUAAACCAGCAAUCAUCACGUGUAGUGAUUGAGUGAUCUCCUCCCUUCUCCUCUGAGUGGGAAUUUAACCAGUGAUACUUUGUUUGGCAGCUGAGUGCACUACCACCACUGCCAUAAAAACAAGCGUUUUUGGGACAGAGGCCGUAGUACACUCAGAUACAAGACUGACAUGUACAAAUGCCCAUCACCAGAGAUCUCUAGAGGCUAAACUGAGUACAACUUCCCACCCUACUGCAGGCAGCACAACAUCUUAACACUAAGUCACAUCUUAACACUGUGGUCAAUUUACACAACCACUCCUUAUCAGCAGGGUUUUGCUGUGUUUAUUUCCUUAGUGACUGAAACUGUACCUCAAUUAUUCAUAGUCCUCCAUACAUGAUCAUCUCAUACCAAACACUGUAUUCACAUCACAGGGCACAGGUUAUACAUUAGAAUGGGAAGGCUUCUAGGUGCACUGUGCACUAGCAUUAGUAUUAUAUAGCCUUAUUAGCCUACACAUGAUAUCUGACUAGUCAGCUGGCAUUGAUGAUCAGUUUAUGAUGCAUUUUGUCAUCGCUCAAGAAUGAAACUUUAUGAUACUUGCCUCAAUACUCCAAAGUUGCACUUGGUGGAGGAAAAUGAUUCAGUGAUUUGAUAGGGAUGAGGCCACAUUUGGUUGUAUUUUUAGUGGUAACUAACACUACAAAAAUUAAGUGGAUAUGUGCUCACCUUCAUCAUGAUCCUUAUGUAUGUCACCUUCAUCUUUAGCCACAGACUGUGUGGUUUGGCGCUCCUUGCAUGUCUUAUAUCUACACCAUGUAUCUGAGUAACUACCACAGUCAAAAGGUCAAAGGGCACGAGGCGUACAAAAAGCACUCCCUUUUUACCAUCAAGCUGUUCCUCCUCCGGCAUCCCCUGCUGGUGGUCCAUCACAUGGUCCUCCUCACGGUCUUCAUGCCCAUCACUCUGGUGAGGAAGGAGCACAACAAUUACUGUACAGUAACUUUAGUUCUUUGUAGUCCUCAUGCGUUACGUCAGCAGUUUAUAUAUUUUUUUACUGCAUGAUUUAAUUGAUUUCAUGUCAAUUGUUUACGACGCAUGUGACAAAUAACAUUGGAUUUGAUGACAACACCAGGCAGCUAUUGCAAGUGUACCCAUGAGUUGACCAGUCAAAUUGCCAGGAUUAUAGGCUCCAAGCCUGUUCUAUUCAUUCUGAUGUCUAUGCCCAUGAGUUUACCGGAAUGAAUACACCAGAGGUAGAGAAUGGUGCUGUUCCAGGUGGUCUACAUAGCAGUUACACUGCAAGCAGCCACCAAUGAUUGCAUGACAUGUUACUGAUGGCGUUCCACAUCAUCACACUGCCAUCAUUAUGCUAGCUAAAGUUAGUUGCAAAGUUAGGCUGAAAAGUUUUGCCACCAGCUCCUCCUUGGUUGGUUUUUCAACCGGUGCAAUGUUGGGAGUUAGGUCUGGUGUGUCAACUUUGUAUAUGAUCAGUUUAUCUUCCCGCCGCUUGAUAGCCUGCUGGACCAAUCGGGUUUUAAAGUUCAAUUUCUUCUGUUCAAACACUUAUCUACCUAGUUCUUGGCCUGUUUGGAAUACUUCACAUGGCUUCUGGAUCUACUGAAAGAUGUGUAACAGAAUUACAAACAAAAUGUAAAUGAGUCCUAAUUAGUCUUUCCUUGCAUCCUCCUGAAAAAGUAUUGGAGGAGGCAUGAGUGGAGGAACAUUGGGUCCGCUCUUUGAGAAGGGUGUGAAAAGGAUACAAAGAUAGAAGAUGUGAGAAAUUGAACAAAGAUAAAAUCCAAGACUGUAUGGUUCAAUGUCCUAUCCUCAUGUCUGUUCCACCACCCAUCUCCUUCUUACAUUCCCUCCCAGGUAGGUAGAAACAAAGAGUGAUUGGUGAUGUUGUCUGGUAUAAAACAGAGAGUCAGUCAUUGCAUGUAAAUUCAGGGCAUGAGCUGAUAUUCUAAAUGUUUUAAUUUAAAUAAUGUAAGGUUGGGUUAGUUUGUUGUCAUUACAACUCACGCACCAACUACGGCCAGAGCCAUAUAUUUAUUUAUAUGGCUCUGUCUAGGGCUGUGUCCUACUCAUGGACCUUAACUAGGGCAAGUAAUUUUAUGCAAUCAAUAGCACUACAGAAAACUGAUGCCUAGUAUAAAAUAAUAUACUAUUUAUUAUCAGUAACGUUAUAAUGAAAAAGGGAAUUGCGUCACAAAGCUAAAUAAACAAAGCAGUCAGUAGGACAGGAUAACGUCACCGUCACAGAGGUAGCUAAGCUAAAAACACCACAAAUGAGUUCAGUGAAUGGCAAAAAAAUACCGUUAUAAAUUACUUUGUGGUUACUAGCUACAGGUAUUAGCAACUUAGCUAGCAACAUACCUUGAAUGGUUGGAGCUUUCCCGUCUAUGGCGGAAAGACGGUGGGAGCAGAACCCGGUUUCAACCGGUCCCUUUUGUAGUCAGUGGCCACAAAGUGAUCACUGGACACGGUCAACAUCCAGCAGGUGAAUGACUUCAGGCGUCGUAUCGACACCAUAAGCACAAUGCUCCAUCGCGGUCAGUAAAAGAGUGGAAAUGUUUAGUGUAUUUGUAUCUCAAUGCACUUUUGGCCAACUUCACUCAGCUUCUUGACUACUAACGUUAUUCGACUUACUUUACUUCAGCCUCGCUAGCUACCAUCUCUGUUUACUUCAUUUCGUUCUGAUUUCCUUCCUUGAAGAACAAUAGUAAGACGCUCAUUCGUCCCGCCUAAUGUAAUUAUCCAUUUUAGAACCACGAAGAAGAGUAUCUACCGGGUUACAUACUAUAUGGAAGACCUUUCCGGUCUUUGUUUUUAAUACUUUUUACAUUAAACACCACAUUUAUUUGGCAAUUCAAUGCCUCGACACCAAACGUUGUUUAUGUAACAAUAAAUACACCGUUUUUAAUACAUUUUUAGGUAAUUUCGGGAAAUUCUGCAUUUUUAUAUAAAAAUGUGUAUGGGUGGUCCCGGGGAUCGAACCCACUACCUUGGCGUUACAAGCGCCGUGCUCUACCAGCUGAGCUACAGAGGCUGUUUGAAUAAUAACAGGUUUUAUCCAGGCUUCUGGUAAAAAUCUAUGAAUUUGACAUUCCUAACAUCACACACUCACAACAACACCCUGUAAGACUGUCAGUCUGGUCCAGCCAGCAUUGAACGUUGCAAUGGAACGGGAAUGUCUGUCAUUCUAAUUCUACAACGUCUCCAUUCUAUUAUUCUACAGGAGAGGUGAUGGAGCACUAGCUAAAGCCUGAAGGUCUGGAGGGGAGAUAGAGAAGAUAGGAUGAUAGGAGAGGAGUUUCUGUAUUUCUGGAAGAACAAGACAAUGGAAUGGAUGGAGUCUAAAGGCUGCCCCUUGAUAGCCUGACCAGUCUACUAUCUGGUCCGUCUUCUCUAGUCUUUAAUGACAGGCUCUAGUGGCCUAACCUCGGACCUCUUCUAGUGUAGGGUUUCUUGUGUAAAAGGUUACUAUAAUGGUGGAAUUUUCGUAAUGCAAAUUAAUUGUCAAAGCGCAAAUAUUGGGCUUUGACAUGCACUGCAUCUUAGUACUUGAGGCGUCACUACAGAUCCCCUGGUUCGAUUCCAGGCUGUAUCACAACCGGACGUGAUUGGGAGUCCCAUAGGGCGGCGCACAACUGGCCCAGCGUCGUCCGGGUUUGGCUGUCAUUGUAAAUAAGAAUUUGUUCUUAACUGACUUGCCUAGUUAAAUAAAGGUAAAAUAAAUACUGUUAACCUCAUAAUAGUCUGGCCGUAAGGCUCUGGUCUAACGUAGUGCAGGGAACAGUGCCAUUUGGGAGGCAGCUAUGAAUUCCUUAAGGUGUCUUGUGUAAGAUGGUCCUUUAUGUACAGGUAUACAAACUGUUGUUUUAUCACUCCGUAUUCCUUAGUCUCCUGUGAAAAUGACAUCCAGAUAUAGAUUCUACAGACCUUACUGAGUACUUCCAAUCCCACUUUAACCUCGGCACAAAUAAUUGUUUAAAAAAAAUCUUUAAUCAAAUGUUUUCCAUAUACUGUGUAUUGCACAUGUCAAACUCAUUCCAAGGAGGGCCCAGUGUCUGCGGGUUUUCGCUCCUCCCUUGUACUUGAUUGAUGAAUUAAGGUCACUGAUUAGUAAGGAACUCCCCUCACCUGGUUGUUUAGCUCUUAAUUGAAUGGAAAGACUAAUAACCAGCAGACAAUAGGCCCUCCAUGGAAUGAGUUUAACACCCCUGGUGUAUUGCAUUGGGGGCAAUGGAAUAGGUGGAGUACGAAAUAUUUAGACCACAUUCCCCAUAAAGAGACCCUACUUAUAAGUACUUCCAACCCCGCUUUUAUUUCUGCACAACAACAACAAAAAACAUUAUUGUAAACCAGUCUCAACAUAUUUUUUUACAAAUUAGUUAUUUUAAAUACCAUAUUUUAUUGUUUUCAUAAAUAUUUCUCAAUAUUUUCAUAUAGUCCUUGUUGCAUUUGCACAAUACAAAUGGUCAUUGAUUAAUUGUAAUACGUUUUUGAAAUCGACAUUGCAAUGUUUUGAAAUGUGGGCUUUUAUUUUGAAGGUUUCCUCAUUGAAAAAACAGGAAAGUCUCCGCACACUUCCAGUCAAAUGCAACAUUAUUUUAAUAGUAGUUGAGCUCAGCUACAAUAAAUCUGCAUAUGCAGUGUGAAUACCCGCAAGUACGGUUCUCUUCCUGCUUCCUCGUAUUUCGACGGUACAGCUGGUUAAUGCGAGUGUAUCAUGUUUAUGUUCGGUUGUGGUACUGUAUUUUUCCCAGGACUGUUCUUCAUAUCCAGGAAACUGCUUAAAUCAGCUUUCAAAAGUUGGAAUGAUGCAGAUGUGUUUGCGGUCAGCGAAAGGUAGGCUUUAUUGCAUUAAUAUUUCCUAUGCAUAACCUAGCUAGUUCUUGUCCUUGAAUUACUUAACUAGUAACUGAGAAAAGGUAUUUCAGUGAGCAGAUUUCUAGUUUUAUCAAAACAACUCCGGAGAUCAAUCUAUCAGAACUGAACCACAACCUGGAUUUACAGGAGACAUUUAAUAUGCCGAUUCUCCUUUAAACCCAGGAGCCAUUCAACAUGCAAUUCACCAGCCUUUCAAGCUUAAUCAUGUCAAAAUACGUUCGGUACUUACCAAAGAAUGCAGUUUCAGUGAAUAACUAUCGUCAUUAGAGCCUUCACGGCCGAUGGACUAAAUAAAGUUAUAUGCAACCGGAAAAAUGCCUGAAAAUAAUAUUAUUUUUGACCAAGUGUGCAUGGGCCAAAUACCUCUUCGUUACCUAGUGCAAUAUUAGUAAUGGAAUUAAAAUGCACGAAAUAAAGCGGAUCUAGAGAUAUACUAUAACGUACCUUAUUAUCUACUUAACCCUUUAACUGGCACACCAAUAAAUACAUAAAACAAUUUGUUUGAUAUUUUAAAUUCAUUUUAGAACCAAUGAAAAACCAAUUGUGUGCACUUUCAUAUCCUCAUCUCAUAUAUUCCAUCUCAUCACAAGGUUGCUGUCCUCUGUCCAUGCCACUCUGGCUACCAUUGUUGGCUUCAUAAUUGCGACUGCCUCCAGUGAUGUGAUGUCUGACAGGUAAGAAUUCCUAUUUAAAUGAUUGUCAUUAACCAGCAAUCAUCACGUGCAGUGAUUGAGUAAUUUACUCCCCUCUCCUCUGAGUGGGAAUUUAACCAGUGAUACUUUGUUUGCUGGCUGAGUGCACUACCACCAGUGCCAUAAAAACGAGCUUUUGGGGCAGAGGCAGUAGUACACUGAUAGAUACAGGACUGACAUGUACAAGAGCCUAUCACCAGAGUUUUCUCUAGAGGUUAAACUUAGUACAAGCUUUUAAGGUCAUGAACAGUCAAUUUGACUGUAGGGUCUCAGCAAAUAUAAUUAAAAGUUUAUCCUAUUUAUCUAUGGCAAAGAUACUUAUGUUUCCCCUUUCAUCUGUGUCUGGGGUUAGCUAGUUACUGGCUAGCUAGGGCGAGCUCAUGAAUAUAAGUUUCCUGCCCAGCCGGUCUUUUCAAACUUCCUGAUAGUUAGCCAUGAGAGGAAAAAUGACUAAUGAAAUUUUUAGCAUUUCUAUCCAAAACAAAUAUUAUGGGUGAUUUAUUUUAGUCACUCAAAAUAUUAUUUUACAUGGGAAUCAGAAUAACUGUUCGGGACCUUUUUAAAUAAAUGUAAAAAUCCAGGUCAUGUGACAUGAUUGACCAAAACACAGGGCCAUAUUGAUAUUAUUUAGCUCAAGUUGAAUUGGGUUGAGGAAGAGGAUGCAGUGUUAAAAAAAAAAUAUAUAUAUAUAUAUAAGGAUGAGGCCAAAUUUGUAUUUGUUUCACUGGUUAAAUUGUCAGUUUUAACUCGCACACAUCCAGUGUAAUUGCUUACUUUAGUCAUGAUUCUAAUGUACCGGUAUGUCACCUUCUUUAGGCACAGACUGACCAAUGAAUUUGUGUGGUUUGGCGCUCCUUACAUGGCCUUUGAUAUCUACGCUAUGUAUCUGAGUAACUACCACAGUGAAAAGGUCAAAGGGCACGAGGCGUACAGGAAGCACUCCCUCCUUACCAUCAAGCUGUUCCUCCUCCGGCAUCCCCUGCUGGUGGUCCAUCACAUGGUCCUCCUCACGGUCUUCAUGCCCAUCACUCUGGUGAGGAAGGAACACAAACACUACUGGACAGUAACGUUAGGUCUGACGUGUUACAUCGGCUGUUGAAAUUUGUGACUAUAGUCCAGUUUCUGUUAUUGAGAAUCUGCCGUGUCCUCCUCAAGCUGGGCUGUGCUCAAUGAGUUAGUGUUUAAUAUUCAUAGUGCUGAGUUUUUUUUCUCAGUUCCUCAGGACAGGUCUAGGUGGAGACUUCUUCAUUGGCUGUUUCUUUAUGGCAGAAUUCAGCACUCCCUUUGUCUCAUUAGGAAAGGUUCUGAUCCAGGUAAGGCCACAUCCAGAUUAAUAAACCCCUUUGUUUUUUAGUUGUGCUUUAGGAAGUCUGUUGAGCAUAGUAUGAAUUGUACUAUAACUCGCUGUACAAUCAGUAAACAUUCCCAAUGUUUUCCUCUCUAGUUGGGACUAGAGGACUCAUGGCUUCACAGAGUCAAUGGUGUGAUGGUUCUGCUGAGUUUCUUCACCUGCCGUAUCCUGCUCUUCCCCUACAUGUAUUGGGUGUAUGGUCAGCAGUACACCAUCCCCUUCCACAAAGUGCCUUUCCAUCUACAGCUCCACUGCAACUUAGCCAACCUAACCAUACUGGCACCUCAGAUCUACUGGUUUGUGCUGCUGUGUCGCAAGGCCUAUCGCCUCUACCUGCGUCAGACUAGGUCAAAGGGUCAACCUGCUCACAAAGAUGGCUCAAAAACAGAUUAG